Messenger RNA from Clonostachys rhizophaga, 783 nucleotides. The record is from the annotation of a GenBank genome assembly. NCBI's taxonomy places the organism in Eukaryota, Fungi, Ascomycota, Sordariomycetes, Hypocreales, Bionectriaceae.
AUGCCCAAGACGCAGCCCAACCUCUACGCCUUUUCAGGCGUUGACACUCUGGCGCCAGCCCUGCGCAAAUACAUUGUCCAGAGCCAGGCCCUCGGCCUCGCCCGCCACGGCAUCUUCAAGGUCGCCGUCUCCGGCGGCUCCCUCCCCAAGACCCUGGCCGCCGCGCUCCUCGCGCCCUCGACCUCAGACGACGACGUAAUCGACUUCAACAAGUGGGAGAUCUUCUUCGCCGACGAGCGCGUCGUGCCCCUCGACCACGCCGACUCCAACUACGCCCUCCUCAAGUCCGAGCUCCUCGACAAGAUCCCCGCCGACCAGCAGCCCACCGUCCACACCAUCGACGUCGCCCACCUCGACGACCUCCAGGAGGUCGCCGACAGCUACGAGCAGGUCCUCGUCUCCAGCUUCGCCAGCCGCGACUCGGUCCGCCUCCCCAUCUUCGACCUCCUCCUCCUCGGCUGCGGUCCCGACGGCCACACCUGCUCCCUCUUCCCGGGCCACCCCCUCCUGCGCGAGACGAACGCCUGGGUCGCCCCCAUCGACGACUCCCCCAAGCCCCCGCCGAAGCGCAUCACCCUCACCCUGCCCGUCGUCACCCACGCCGUCCGCGUCGCCUUCGUCGCCACGGGGGCCGGCAAGAAGGACAUCAUGAAGGACAUCUUCGACGCCGACAAGGGCCUGCCCUGCGCGCUCGUCAACGAGGGCGCAGGGGACCGCGCGAGCUGGUUCGUCGACGAGCCGGCCAUCCAGGGCGUCAGCUUCCCUCGGCGGUCGUUCCUAUAA